AUUUUUUACAACUUUGACUUUCUUUGCUAUUUAUAUAUGUCUUGGGAGACAAAAUAAAAAUAAACUACUAAUUAAUUUUCAAAACCAAUAGAAACAAAUGGGUGGGCGCUUAGAUUUGGAACUGGUGGGUGCCCCAAACACAACAUUUACUGUGUAAAAAAAAAAAAAAAAAAAAACAAAAAAGAUUAUAUUGCCGGAGUAUGCCUAUAAACAAAAUGACAAAAGAAAGAUACUGGAAGUGGUGGCGUUAUCAAGAUCCUUUAUUCGGUAUGAAAAAUACACACAAUAAUUAAUAAACAAAUCAUGCCAUUCCUUUAAAUCAGAAGUGCAAUCUGGGUAAUUCACAUCGCAGUAGAAUCCAGACAAGACAAUAUCAAUAUUUUUCCGGUCUUUUUCUUCCCCACACCCAUCAAAUAGUGUGAACUUUACAAACUCCCAACAAAGUAAUUCUGAAAAUCACGCGGAACAGAGCUUCUAUUUCUGGCGCCAUUGCAGAAACAAAAAAACCCCUUUCAAACUUUUUCCCCUUUUGUUUUCUCUCUCUCAAAUUAGUUUUUUUGUUGAAGAAAUGGAAGAGAAGGAGAGUACAGUAUCUGGGUCGCCGGGAGGUAACUCAGAGAACGAGUCACCGCCGGUGAGUGGUGGUGGAGGAGUGGUGCCACAGGUGGUGAACAUGGGUAUGGAGAGAAGCCUAGGAAUCGCCACCGUAGGCGGUGGUGGAAGUGGUGAUCCGUUGUUGGGAAAAAAGAAGAGAGGGAGGCCAAGAAAGUAUGACUCAGAUGGUAACUUGAGGGUUCCAUAUGUAUCACCACCACCAGGCUUUUCUUUGUCACAUUCUUCUGACUUCUCUUCCAAAAAGGGUCGUGGAAGGCCACCUGGUUCUGGUAACUGGCAAGUACUUGCUUCAUUAGGUGAGUUGUUUGCCAACACGGCUGGAGGUGACUUCACGCCACACAUUGUGACUGUAAAUACAGGAGAGGAUGUUGCAGCAAAGAUCCUUUCGUUUUCUGAAAAAGGUCCUCGGGGAGUUUGCAUCCUUUCUGCCAAUGGAGCUGUUUCUAAUGUUACUAUUCGACAGCCAGGUUCUUCAGGGGGCAUCUUGACAUAUGAGGGCCGCUUUGAGAUAUUAUCCUUAACUGGGUCAUUCACAAUUUCUGAAAAUGGCGGUGUGAGAAGCAGGACUGGUGGUUUAAGUGUGUCAUUGGCUGGUCCAGAUGGUCGUGUGGUUGGUGGUGGUGUUGCUGGUUUAUUAAUGGCUGCUAGUCCAAUCCAAAUUGUGGUGGGAAGCUUCUUGUCAAACAGUUAUAAAGCACAUAAAAAAAAGCACCAUUAUGAACCCAGAAUCCCUCCCGUUUCACCAGGUGCUCCAGAUAUGGUGACAGCAGUAAGACCAAUCUCACAAGCAGCACCUGGUGGCAACAUCUGUCUGACUCCAACAUCUCAAUUAGCAGUGCAAAGCCAUGGAGCAGCAGAUAACAGCACAAAUGAUAAAGAGAACGCAAAAGUCUUAUCUACCAAUGGCUCUGGUUGGAAUGGCACGGAGCCCACCUCAGCUCACAGACCAUCUCCCGACAUUAAUGUGUCUGCGCCUCUUGAAUAGCACUGAAGGUAUGGUUAUCUGUGUUUUCAUUUUAUCCAAUUUAUUUGUCCUUCUAGUUUUUCUUUUAGAUGUAAUGCUUGUAAUUUGAAAAUUAAUUUUAGGCCUAUUUUAGAGAGAGACUGUCAUGAUUACUUAAGGAGGCUGAUUUAACUUCCAUUAAUGUUGUAACAAUUUGUACUAUUUCUCCUAGAGAUUGUUUAGAAACAAGUUCAUUCAUCAA
Molecule: messenger RNA, 1820 nt
Organism: Cornus florida
Lineage: Eukaryota; Viridiplantae; Streptophyta; Magnoliopsida; Cornales; Cornaceae
Product: AT-hook motif nuclear-localized protein 7-like
Exons: 5
Coding region: 569-1600 (343 amino acids)
Molecular function (GO): minor groove of adenine-thymine-rich DNA binding
Source: RefSeq, a predicted model, not a curated record